Helianthus annuus (common sunflower) is the source of this 675-nucleotide messenger RNA. RefSeq lists its product as uncharacterized. Lineage: Eukaryota; Viridiplantae; Streptophyta; Magnoliopsida; Asterales; Asteraceae. The transcript has a single exon. Bases 76 to 675 code for a protein of 199 amino acids. The record is from RefSeq and is a predicted model, not a curated record. Gene Ontology annotation, molecular function: enzyme inhibitor activity.
AUCAUUUUAGGAACCCUCCUACAUUCAUACCAUUGUCUCAAUCACAAUCACAAACCAAACAAGGGAUUAGAGACAAUGGCCCUUACAAAGAACACAUUAACAACUUUUCUUUCCAUUUUUGCCCUUCUCUUCUUUGCAUUAUGUUCCAAUGCCCACCCCUCCCCUUCCCCAUCCCCAUCCUCAUCCCCAUCCACACCCCCCUCUGAUGAACCUACCGACGACACCUCGGCCGACUCCCCGAUGUCUCUUUCGGAGCUUUUCGAACUUGCAUUGCCCGAAAUCGGCGUACAAAAGAAAGCGGCCACCUCAGAGACCGAGGGGAGUAAAGUGGCAAGCAAACAACUCGAAGCGCUAGAACUUAAGAUCAGCGACUUCAAACCGGUCCUUCAGAAACAAUUAGAGGAUCCCAACACAUCAAAACCGGUUAAAAACUGCUUAAGUCAAUGUCAAGAAAACUUUGCUAGUGCCAUUGAAGGUGUAAAGAAAAGCAUCGAAAGCAUCCGAAAACAAGAUCUCGCCAAGGCUAACAUUGACAUAAGUGCUAUAUCGACGAAUGUUGAUACAUGUAACAGUUGUUUCGUUGACAUGAAGGCUGAAGAUCUCGAGAUAAAGGCGGUUAAUGAUUGGGUUCAAGGGGUCACCGGAGAUUGCCUUGCUAGUCUUAAAAAAACAUGA